GCCUCACAUGGGUUUACCCCUUGCUUACAUUUGUUGAAUGGAUAUCUUACACAUCUAAUGUGUCCUAUUCAUAGGCCAUAGAAUAUGUAUUUCUAGUAUAAAAUACCGAUAGCACUAUACUAUUAGUUUGUGGUAAACGAGGUGCUGUUUUAAUUUCACACGAUUUCCUGAUAGUUCAUUGAUAUCGAGUCUGUGUAUAAGAUACUUUCGCCUCGCAGCCUUGAUUUUGUGUUAGUAUUACUGUUUUCUGUUUCAAUGGAAGAAUAUGUCACAGGCUAUCAUAUGAUAUUAUUGAAUUGUUAACUGACAAAUUUUGAAAUUACCACAGUCAUAUUAAUCGAAUAAAGAGUUAUAAGCAGAUAAGUACGGGGUUGUCGCAUCAAGGGCGAUAACUCGUUCAUUCAUACGUGUAGAGAACCAAAGGCCGAAUCUCAAUACGAUUAAGCAAACAAAUGGUUGUCACCUUGGGGACGGCGACGCUGAAAUGCAAGCGGCCUACUAAGAAAGCCAUAUUGAACAGAUAAUGCCCCGAGUCGAAUGUGUAUGGUUGGUCGGUUGUGUUGUAGUGGAAAUGAUACAGUAGCAAUGAGGAUUCAGAGGGGAAAGUCCCACUUGGAGAAUGUUACGAUCAGUUGCCUAACGGGAUAUCACUAAACAUUUGGAUAGUGUUUCAGUCGAAAGAUGUUGGACGUAUACAACUUUACUGGGUCUUCCCUGUCCAGUACAAUGAAGCACCCACAGUCUAACCUGGAAACCUAUGAGUUUAACCUGGGAAAGGCCCCUGAACUCAGAUGUGUUUUUUCACAAAAAGCAACUGUGUGUGGAAAAUGUGAAACAUGCGAGUUAAACGACCGACUCAAAUAUGUUAAGGAAUGGUUUGUCCGAUUUGGAGAUCAUUCCCAGAAACGCUUCAUGUUGGGAUUAAUGAGACGCAUACACAGCAUUAACCUACUACAACAAUUAGUGACUCUUCUUCAACCUUUAGUGAACAAGGACUUUACCUAUGCUCGGACAAGAACAUGCCCAAGCUUACGAACAGAUACAAUGACACUUAGCUCAGAUCGGAGUUUAUCAUCCAGUGCUGUUGAGUACUAUAUCACCUCCACAUGGGACUGGUUUGCAAAAUCAAAUUAUUGGUCAAAAUCAAAUUUCGCUUUGGCAUUAUUGCGGUUGUGUGAUGUUCAUCUUCUACAUAUUCUUGGGACUCAAGCAAGAACUUUACUCAUCUCAGAGGAGAAUGCAUGCGGAGGCCAUGAAGAUUUGUCUCACACUGAGGCGUCAUCUGUUGCUGCUUCUGAUUAUUCGUUUGAUUCAGUUGACCAUCGAGAGCUCCUACUUCUCCAACAGUCCAGUUCUCACUAUGACCGAAUACGCACUGACCCUUUCACUGGAGAAAGUAUUUCUGAGUAUGAUCAAGGCAUUAUCAAUGAUGACAGUGGAGAUGAGACCCUCACAGGAUCAUCUGAUCUCUCCAUUGACCCAGCGUGCAUGGUGGUGUCCACUUCAUCCAAAGCUUACUCUGGGGUGUCUCGGUAUCGAGACUUCAUCCGGUUGUUGCCUGUACAUCUGUCAAAGUAUAUACUGAGCCUUUUGGACAGACCGUCACAACAGAAUGCACUCUGUGUGAGCCAGAACUGGAGGGUCCUCAUUGAGGAGGUUCACAAGGAGUUCUAUGUCAAUCAACAGCUCUGGGAGGAGGUCAUGUUGAUGCAAGGAGCAGCAGCACAAGGUGUGAACUCAGUCUAUGCCAACGAUGUCGAUGUGAUAGUUCCCAGGAUUGACUCUGACACCAACGAUGUCAUUGCCACUGAUGGUGCUGUCAUCAAGACAAUGUUCAAGAGUGAGAUCAACUUCAACACUGCGUACAGUGGACUGGCCACCAUGAAGGUCAUUAUGGAGGAAAGGAAUGUCUACUGUGGAGCUUACAACGUGAUGGUUAUAUGUGACCAAGAAGACAUCCACCGAGUGAUGCACACUGAUGGGGGACAGACAAUAGCCUUGGGUUCCAAGGACCGCAAGGUUCGGUUCAUUGACUGUGAGUCUGGGAAAGAGAAGGGGCCAGUGAUCACUGGUCAUGCUGGAUCUGUCCGUUGUACCUUCCUCUGUGAGAAGAAAGGCAUUGUGUUGAGUGGUAGCUACGACACCAGUGUCAGGUGCUGGUCUAUUGAAACUGGGCAGUGUUUGAAGAUAUUCCGCGGUCACCGCGAUACUGUUGUGACAAUUAUAGUACAUGGAGAGACUCUGGCUACUGGAUCAAAAGAUUCCUCUUGCAAGGUAUGGAACCUUCAGACAGGAAAAUGUUUGCGAACCUUUCGCCACCGACACCCAGUUUUGGCUGUAGCUCUGUCCAAGGAUCGUUGUAUCUCAGGAUGUGAGUCAGGCAGGGUCAAAGUGUGGAAUGUUGAGACAGGGGAACUCAUCAAGAGGCUGUCAGGUCACCAGGGGCCAGUGACCGCCAUCAAAUUUGACCGCUGGCAUAUCAUCACAGGCAGUAAAGAUGGCUAUGCCUUGGCAUGGAGUGCCCUGGGAAAACACUCUCGCUGUCUGCAAGCUCUCAGACAUCCCAAAGAGGUGCUCUGUCUGGAGUUCAUGUUCCUCCGCGUCAUCACGGGAUCGGCUGAUGGUCGCCUCAGGAUCUGGAAUAUCAAAACUGGCCAGUGCUGUCGCAUCAUGAGAGGCAACAGUCGCAGUGACCCAAUCCACUCCAUCAUAGCUCUGGGGGAUAGAAUCACACUGAACACUCACAACAACCUGCUUGUAUUGAACUUUGAGAAGGUUGACUGGGACUAUAGCCUGGAGACAGACAAGGUGCCAUCCCUAGUGCAGUACAGUUCCUACUCAGACUCCCCAGUCAGACAGCAGCCAUACUCCUACAUCCGGGCACAGAGGAUGAAGGUGGCAGGAGCAGCCAACAAGAAGAUCAUCAACCAUGAUGGCAAACUGGAUCAGCCACUGAGGUGCACGCCUCUCAUGCAGACCUCAUUUCGUGCCCCUCAGAUACCUCACAGCGCUAAAACACUCAGUACCCACUCUAUGUCUGAGGCAAGGAUGAUCCAGUUCAGCAGAGGAACAUCUGGUCUAGAGAGUCAGGAGUGGACAACAUCAGGUCCAGGUUUUACCACUGAUUCGCGUAUCACCUUUCAAACUGACCAUGGCCAGACCAUGUCUCCUCCUAACAGCGCCUUUAAGAAACCACCUCUGUCGCCUCAAGCUCAGUCGUCAGCUCACUCUCGGACCCGUCCAGGAACAUCCAAGUCAGGCAAGGGACAACCUACUGUUACUAUUUUAGAGCAGAAGCCAGACGAUAUGGAGGAAGAAGAUGUGCCAACAGAACCUCCUGUUAUUCAUCGAAGAGUCUCAUGGGCAUUUGAUAAACCUCUUACUAACAAAUCAAAAGAUUUUAGUUUGUCUGAAAUGAAGUCUUUGCUUCGCUCUCAAAUUAGAAUGAAAGCUGAAAGUGUGAUUCCUCCUGACUUUAUUUAUUUGACUGUAAAUACAAUUCAGAACUCCAUGAAACCGAGUGAAACAAAUAGAAACACUCAGAAUAAUAUCAGAGAUAUUGAAGUAGUUCCCUACACACAUAAGCAACGCCCAUCAUCCUCCCCUGGGAAGAUUGAUCCCAGGACAAAAGUACCCAUUGAAGACCUGGAUCUGGAACAGUUCAUUCCUGUAGGACAAGGGGAAACAAUAUCUGACUACUCAGAUCUUAGAUCUGUGCGUUCACUCCGAACCAAGGAACAACCAAAGCCUCCACCAAUACCACCAAAAGAGUCCAUUGCGACUCGCUGUGUAUCCACUCCUAUCAACCCAUCUCGACACAUAAGCAUCCAUCCUAAGAGGAUCAAGUCAACACUACCAAGAGGUAGAGUUAUCCGACCAAUAUCUGCUGCUGUGAUGCAGAGGACAUCAGCUCAUCCUCCUCUCAGGGAACCCAAGUCCCAGCGUCCUGUGACAGCCCCAAAUUUGACCCGCCCCAUCACCUCGACAUCCAUCCCUCUUAGCAUUGCAACAGCACUACCAGGGGCUCCUGUCCAUCGCCCCAAGUCACGUGGACUGACGUCCUCACAACAUACAUCCAAUGUAGUCCCGAUGCUUAUGUAUUCAAAAGAAGUGAAGGACACUAUAGAGAUGUUCAAGCAAAGACAGAAGGACCGAGAACAGCUAAUACCUCGAUCAGCAAGUGAGCCUAGUCUGGGAAAAGUCAGUCCAUUCAAUGACCCAUUGAGAAGUCAUGUCCGAUUUGAGCUCAGGACACACAAACAAGAAAAGGAGUACAUCAACGACAUUGAGACCAUGCAUCGUGAUCAGAAACAACGGGAAGAGGAUACACUGGAGAAAAAGAAGAGAGCAGCAUGGUUGGCUAGGGUCAAGAGCAAAGAGAUUAAGGACAAAGAGGUCAAGGGCAAAGAAGUCAAGGACACUCUAAAGACUGUUAGUGUGCCAAAAUUAGAGUUGAGCCAGUAGAAACUAUUGAAAUUCAAAACCAUUUUACAAAAAGUAUGACUUACAAAACAUCCUCCUACUUACGAAAAUAACAAAAACUUUAGUGUGAUUCCAGUACUACAGAGGACUCCUAUAAUAACUUCCAAAAUGAAGACUUGUAUGUUAGACAUGAUUGUGUUUAUUCCUUCUUUAUUUUACCAUCCCAGUAUUUCAGGUUAGAUUCUUCCAAGUCUCUCUUCCAUUUCAUUAAUAACUAAACCUCCAAUAGUAUGUCAUUAACAUGAACACUUUUAUUUGAAUUUGAAAGAAAAACAACACUUUUUUUCAUUAAAUCUGUUGUAUAUCUCUGUACCAACAAUAUCUUUGAAACAACAUAAGAAAUAUUGUUUAUUGUGAAUUUCAUUUUUAUUGAGUUGAAGAAGUUUGACUGCUGAAAAUUUAAGACCUUCUUGAAACAUUCUUUACAACCUUUGACGUGUCUAUUUACUACAUAACCAAUAUGUUUAUCUCCAUUAUAAUUCUAUGAAAAUGUGAUAACAAAUGCUUUAAAAGUUUCCAAUGUGAGUUGUGUCAGUGAUUGGAUAUUAACUACUGUAACAAGUGUUGCAUUGAAAGUGCCAUUGUGAUGCCUUUGAGAAAGGGUUAGGUUUAAGUGAUGAUGUGUUUACUAACAUGAGUGUGAUACAUAGACUGUGUGAUUCUUACUGUUUGAACCAACUCUUUAAUGUGUAGGAGAGGCACACAAUCGUACAUAUAUUUUAGACAGCUGCAAAUAUUACAAAUCAAAUAACAUUGGAUCAUAAAACAGAAAAGGUAUUGUAAGAUAAAAAAGUAGACUUAAGAUGACCGAUAGUAGAGAUGUCCUUGAUGAAGCAAGUAAGAAUCACUAGCUGCAGUGACAGUCACAUUCAAGCAAAAUUGGAAUGUUUAAAUUUGAUAUGCUUCAGGAUAAACCUCAUUCACCAAAGGUAAAUAUUUUCAUAAUAGUUAGACUUAUGUUAUAUGUUUGAAUUAAUUUUAUCCCUAAACUACUUGAAGCCAGGAUUUGAAGAAAUUAGAGACUAAAUUAUUACUGUAUUGUCCCGUGCUAUUAUAUAUCCACAUAUCCCAAUUGUUGUGGGAAAAUUGUAUUUGUUCUCUUUGUCUUGAGUCUUUGCUGAGCAAAGCACGUUAUAACUAAAUCAAAAUUUCAACAUAACUCUAGAUUUGGAGAUAUAAGUAACUCAACAGUUAUUUCCCUUUACAGACAUACCGGUACUUGGAGAUUCUACUGAAAGUAUGAUAUGUUAAAAAAGUGAUUAAAUUGUUCUUGGUGUAUCUAGAAUUUCCGCAUGAUGCUGAAUGUCUAACAUAUGAAGUCAUAUUACUGUUUACAUAAUCAUAAAGAAGCUUUUUACGUCUGAAAAUUGACAAAAUAUCAGAUUUCAACUCUUGACAGUAUAAGACUUUAAUUUAUGAUGUAAACAAACAGAACAAAUUGGAAAGAAUAUUUUCUCACAGGAUCGGCUUCAAUAUAUAUUCAAGGAGAAUUUGCCAGUUUGUACUUAUUCAUCAUUUGUUUACAAGAGUUUGUUUUAUUAACAUGUGGAUUGUACAUAUAUUCAAUGUAAUGCCAGUUAGUGCUACGUGUGUCUGUCUCAUCAUCCCCAUAGGGCAUCUCAAGAGCAAGGUGCUUGUUUGCAGCAGCAGCUAGAAGUCUCUGUCCCAUGUAUUCCCGAAGUCAUACUACUCUGUACAGUGAAACCCUGCUAAUCCAGACAGUCCUGUUCCCAGUUAAAUGAUUGGCAUGUACAUUGCUUGUACUAGUCCACACAUAUGCUGGUUAUAUAGUGCUAGCCUGAGAUACCAUACCACACUGUUAACAUGAAUACCCACUCAGACACAGUGUACUGACUCCACCCAGUGUUACUUUAUCCCCUUGAUGCCCAGCACAAGGCAUGAUAACAGUAAGUACCAUGUUUCAACAUAUUUUCAUAUGACAUGGAUGUGGACUUAACCCCAAACCUUCCACUGAUCAGGGAGGUGCUGUAUUCAGUGGACCACAGGGCCGGUAACAAUAAUGAGUCAUGGGUAUGUGGUAACUCUGUUGUGUUCACAUAUACAACAAUGAAUGUCUGGACUGCAGGGUUUCUGGAUCAACCAUGUCCUGGCUAAUGAGGUUUGACUGUAGUUGCCUUAUUUGUUUCAGUGUGAUUGUAUAUCCAACUUACAAUAUCAGUAUUAUGUGUACUCAUAUAUAUGUUUGUGUCAGUGUUGUGACAAAUUUAGAGUCUUGAAAAUGAUGCAAUCUGGAGAUUUUCUUUUAAAACAGGAUUGUGAUAAAAACAAUUAUCCAAUUUGAUCAAUAUACAUAAAAAAUAUCCAUAACUAUAAGUAACAUGUGUCUUCUAUUUAAAAACCAUAUACAUAUGUAGUGGAAGGAUAAUUUCUAAUACUAUGCAUUGGUAUAAGCUGUAUUUUGUGACAUAAGAUAGAAAGUCAUUGUAAAAUCCUUCCAGAUAUUGCCAUGUGUUGAUGUACUCUUUACUAGGUUUUCUAUUUUUAUAUAUCAAAGUCUGUGAUAUCUUGAUUUAUAUUGGUCUGUUGGAUGAAAAACAGAAUAAAAUAAAUAUUCCAAAUA
Messenger RNA from Haliotis rubra (blacklip abalone), 7063 nucleotides. Its product is annotated as CMT1A duplicated region transcript 1 protein-like. The record is from RefSeq and is a predicted model, not a curated record. Lineage: Eukaryota; Metazoa; Mollusca; Gastropoda; Lepetellida; Haliotidae. Gene Ontology annotation, molecular function: protein binding.